AUGUCGAUAGUUUCCCCCCUGGCGAGGCUGCAGCGCAGAGACAAGUGUCUUCUGUUCGGCACGAUCUUGCUGCUCGGAACUGUGGCAGUCUUCCUUGAGAUGAUCGGUACUGAGGCAUGGAACGAUUACACAGGCCUGAAAGCUUACAGUGUCAGCAACAUCUGGAGGAAAUCCAUUUCUGACAACUGGGAAACUCAAAGAGAGGAGCUGAGAACAGAGAGACAGGGACAGUCAGACAGAGGCAUAGACUCUCAGUAUAAGGGACGGGCCAAUCUGCACGCGUUUGAGGACUGGUGCGGCAAAUCUAUAGCUGAGCUCCGCAAGAACCCGCACUACCCGCUGUAUCCUCACUCCAGAAGUACAGUACUGAAGCUGGCCGUCAUUCCUAAGUGGACUAACUAUGGACUCAGGAUAUUUGGCUAUCUGCAUCCAUAUACUGACGGAGAGUUUGUUUUUGCUUUGAGCUCUCAGGACAACUCUGAGUUGUGGCUAAGCACAGACGACUCCCCCCUCAAUUUGCAGUUACUGGGAUGGGUUGGAAAGACUGGCACAGAGUGGACCGCCCCUGGCGAGUUUGAGAAAUAUAUUAGUCAGCUAUCCAGACCAGUGAAGCUUUCUGCAGAGAGGAAAUACUUUUUUGAACUUCUCCACAAGCAGGACCAUGAAGGGACAGACCAUGUGGAGGUGGCGUGGCAGCUCCAGGGUGAAGGCUCCAGAUUCACGGUUAUUGAAUCCCAGCACAUCUCUCUCUAUGUUGAUGAGUCUGCUAUGGUAGCGGGUGAUGUUGAACACAUACCUCAGACAGCUGCAAGCAACUACAACACGAAACAGAGCAGCUCUACAGUCGACAUGCUGAGGGAGGACCCACGAGACAUUCUUUACCAAGUGCCUUUGACAAACAGCAAGUUCCUACAAGAUGUUUUGCCAGACUGCGAGUACAAACCCAGCUACACAAUCAAAGGUGUUCAUCUGGGCCGCUAUCAAGGACUAAAUUAUGUCAAAUCGUCCUUCAUCUACCCUAAUGACCACACCCGACUCACACACAUGGAGUCCGAGAAAAGCUGCUUCUAUCCCCCCAACUCCGGUUUCUCUGGAUACAUGAAACUAGACAGUCCUGACCUGCUGGAACAAGAAAACACAAACACAAAUCGGAAUCUGAUGGGGGAGAAAUCGGUCAUAAAUGAGAAGGAAAAGGAAAUCUCGCAAGACACACUUUUUCGAGACUAUGAAAAAGAUUCUGAGGGUUUUGCUGAGAAAUUCCGGCAGAUACUCCAGUCGUUACCCCUGCAGAAAGACGACACAAAGCCUCAUCCUCAGGCUGAGUCAGGGAAACCAGACAAGCUUCUGUUGUUAGAGAAGACCCAAAUUGUGAGCAAGGAGCGGAGGAUUGUAAAAAGAUCACUAAAGCUCCUGCAGGUAAAGAAUGUCAACCCUGGGAUGAACUGGAGGCAGACCUUCCAGAUCAACCACCUGGACUAUCGGGCACAUAAUUCAGAUGCAAUGGAAGUGAAGUGCAAAAUUGCUGGCAGUCUGCUUAUCAACUCCAAUGAUGUUCUGCCAGUGGUCAAGGAUUUCAUGGACAAACUCAACAAAAAACAUAACGGGCGGUUCACGUUGGUGCGAGUGGUUAACGUGGUGAAGCGUGUGGACCCAGCCAAAGGAAUCCGCUACCUCCUGGAGCUGCUGCUGAAAGACAUGAACGGCCAGAUGCUGCGUCUGUCACAAUACGUCUACGCUACGACUCCGCAACCUGAGCUGGUGCUGUGUAACCCAGUGGCCUUCAGCUGGAACCCUCUUGCCACCGUCCACAUCAUAGUUCCAGUGAAAAACCAGGCUCGGUGGGUGCACAAGCUGAUUAUUGAAAUGGAGAACGUGUUCAGAGAAUCCGGAGACACCAACUUCAAACUCAUCGUCAUUGACUACGACAGCACUGACAUGGACGUGGAGAAGGCUCUAAAGAACUCGUCACUCCACAGGUACCAGUAUCUGAAGCUGAGUGGAAACUUCCAGCGCUCUGGUGGUCUGCAAGCAGGAGUCGACCUUAUAAAAGAUCAACACAGCAUAGUGUUUCUUUGUGACCUCCACCUCCAAUUCCCUACCUCCAUAAUCGACAGCAUCAGGAAACACACUGUGGAGGGACACAUGGCCUUUGCUCCCAUAAUCAUGAGACUGGACUGUGGGGCUACACCACUGGAGGCCAGAGGUUUCUGGGAGGUGGAUGGCUUUGGCCUGCUUGGAAUCUAUAAGUCUGAUCUGGAUGCAGUGGGAGGAAUGAACACCAAAGAAUAUACAGACCGCUGGGGAGGGGAAGACUGGGAGCUACUCGACAGGAUCAUUAAUUCAGGACUGGAAGUGGAUAGGGUCUACUUGAGGAACUUCUUCCAUUUCUUUCACUCCAAACGUGGCAUGUGGAACGAGCAGCUUUCAACCAAAAAGUGACCUCACCAUCCGUCGCAGCACACUGACAUUACCACAGGCUCAACCAGAGUGCUUAAAGGACAGAUAAUGUUACUGCUACUACUACUGACUGACAGGGAUUAACACAAGAUGAGGAAAUUAGGGCUGAAUACAGUCAAGAAGAACAAUAAGAAGACUACUGUGACGACCCAGAGUAUAUUUACCUGGAAGUACUACUGAUGCCGAUGACUGCCACUGACUAUUUGAUAUUGUAUAUAAACAUACUGACAUGUUGGUCCCUAUGGCCAUGAUUAUUUGCACUAUACUCACUGCCAAGACCGAACCUGUUCCAAAGACGGAUCAGAAAUGAAAUGGUGGUGCAUAGUGUCCUGUAUCACGAAGAUCCCACAUGUUGCAUGAGUUUUAAAUGUUUGUAUACGACUCAAGGUUAUCUUUUGUUCUCUAUCACAGCCUUUUGUUAUGGUGCGGUUUAACAAUUUAUUUAUCUUAUUGGUGUUUUUUAAUGUUAUUUCUAGAACAAAAAGGCCCUGACUCAGUUUCUCUACUUUGUUCUCAUUCAUAUAAAAUGUGUCUUUUACUGUUGGUUAUUCAGGUACUGAGGGAAUGUUUUA
Messenger RNA from Hippoglossus stenolepis (Pacific halibut), 3029 nucleotides. RefSeq names its product beta-1,4-N-acetylgalactosaminyltransferase 3-like. Gene Ontology annotation, molecular function: acetylgalactosaminyltransferase activity. The transcript has 20 exons. Lineage: Eukaryota; Metazoa; Chordata; Actinopteri; Pleuronectiformes; Pleuronectidae. The record is from RefSeq and is a predicted model, not a curated record. Gene Ontology annotation, cellular component: Golgi cisterna membrane. Bases 1 to 2439 code for a protein of 812 amino acids.